This is a messenger RNA of Globicephala melas (long-finned pilot whale), 6831 nucleotides long. It is a transcript of the gene PPARGC1A, whose product is annotated as PPARG coactivator 1 alpha. The record is from RefSeq and is a predicted model, not a curated record. Gene Ontology annotation, cellular component: nucleus. Gene Ontology annotation, biological process: positive regulation of transcription by RNA polymerase II. NCBI's taxonomy places the organism in Eukaryota, Metazoa, Chordata, Mammalia, Artiodactyla, Delphinidae. Gene Ontology annotation, molecular function: RNA binding; transcription factor binding.
UCUCGCUUCCCCUGCGGUCUCUCGCUCUGCGCGCACACACCACACACACGCACACGCACACACACGCGCGCACACACGCAGCCGGCACAGGCGGCGGCGGCGGCGGCUGCUCAAGUCAGGACGAACCUCUCUAGGUACCGUCUUGAGAAGGCGGCGGCGGCGGCGGCGGCGGCGGCGGCGGCAGCGGCGGCAGCGGCAGCGGCAGCCCGAGCAUCCCUCCUCAGCCGGAGAGGGAGCACCGCCGAGAGUUUCCGUUCCCUUUGCCGUUCCCUUCCCCCUCCUUUUCUUUAUUUUUCGAGAGAAUUUCUUCUUCGCUUAUUGGUUUAAUUUGAUUUUGAAAAUUUUUGGUUGCUUUUGUGUGUGUGCUUUUUUUUUUUUUUUCUUUCCUCAUUUUAUUUGCUUCCAGAGCAUGGCGGGCUGCGGGCUGUCGGAAGACACCUUCUUCUCUUCCUUCUUUUACAACUACGGCUCCUCCUGGGAAACCCCUUCCAACCAGGUUUUUUGCGAAAAUCAGUGAACUAAUAUUGGUAAAAUUGGAGCCCCAUGGAUGAAGGGUACUUUUCUGCCCCUGAACUGCCCUCGCUGCCGCUUUGGUAAAGGCUUGCAACGAAAGAGUAACAGCCACUGGCGAAUCCAGUUUGUGCAAGCAGCAUCAGCAAUGGAUGAGACCUCCCCCAGGCUGGAAGAAGACUGGAAAAAAGGACUUCAGCGAGAAGCGAGCUGGCAGUGUGCUGCUCUGGUUGGUGAAGACCAGCCUCUUUGCCCAGAUCUUCCUGAACUUGACCUUUCUGAACUAGACGUGAACGACUUGGAUACAGACAGCUUUCUGGGUGGACUCAAGUGGUGCAGUGACCAGUCAGAAAUAAUAUCCAAUCAGUACAACAAUGAGCCUUCAAACAUAUUUGAGAAGAUAGAUGAAGAGAAUGAGGCAAACUUGCUAGCAGUCCUCACAGAGACACUGGACAGUCUCCCUGUGGAUGAAGACGGAUUACCCUCAUUUGAUGCACUGACAGAUGGAGAUGUGACCACCGAGAAUGAGGCUAGUCCUUCCUCCAUGCCUGAUGGCACCCCUCCGCCUCAGGAGACAGAAGAGCCGUCUCUGCUUAAGAAGCUCUUACUGGCACCAGCCAACACUCAGCUAAGUUAUAAUGAAUGCAGUGGCCUCAGUACCCACAACCAUGCAAACCAUAAUCACAGGAUCAGAACAAACCCUGCAGUUGUUAAGACCGAGAAUUCAUGGAGCAAUAAAGCGAAGAGCAUUUGUCAACAGCAAAAGCCACAAAGGCGUCCCUGCUCGGAGCUUCUCAAGUAUCUGACCACAAAUGAUGACCCUCCUCACACCAAACCCACAGAGACCCGGAACAGCAGCAGAGACAAAUGCACCUCCAAAAAGAAGGUCCACACACAAUCUCAGUCACAACAUUUACAAGCCAAACCAACAACUUUAUCUCUUCCUCUGACCCCAGAGUCACCAAAUGACCCCAAGGGUUCCCCAUUUGAGAACAAGACUAUUGAACGAACCUUAAGUGUGGAACUCUCUGGAACUGCAGGCCUAACUCCACCCACAACUCCUCCUCAUAAAGGCAACCAAGAUAACCCUUUUAGGGCUUCUCCAAAGCUGAAGCCCUCUUGCAAGACUGUGGUACCUCCGCCAUCAAAGAAGGCCCGGUACAGUGAGUCUUCCGGUAUCCAAGACAAUAACUCCACCAGGAAAGGGCCCGAGCAGUCUGAGUUGUACGCACAGCUCAGCAAGACCUCCGUGCUCACCAGUGGACACGAGGAAAGGAAGGCCAAGCGGCCCAGUCUGCGGCUGUUUGGUGACCAUGACUAUUGUCAGUCAAUUAAUUCCAAAACGGAAAUACUCAUUAAUAUAUCACAGGAGCUCCACGACUCCAGACAACUAGAAUAUAAAGAUGCCUCCUCCAACUGGCAGGGGCAGAUGCGCUCUUCCACAGAUUCAGACCAGUGCUACCUGAGAGAGGCCUCGGGGGUGAGCAGGCAGGUCUCUCCCGGCAGCACCAGAAAACAGCUCCAAGACCAGGAAAUCCGAGCUGAGCUGAACAAGCACUUCGGUCAUCCCAGUCAAGCUGUUUUUGACGACGAAGCAGACAAGACCAGUGAACUGAGGGACAGUGAUUUCAGUAAUGAACAAUUCUCCAAACUACCUAUGUUUAUAAAUUCAGGACUAGCCAUGGAUGGCCUGUUUGAUGACAGCGAGGAUGAAAGUGAUAAACUGAAGUCCCCUUGGGAUGGCACGCAGUCCUAUUCAUUGUUCCAUGUGUCGCCUUCUUGUUCUUCUUUUAACUCUCCAUGUAGAGAUUCCGUGUCACCACCCAAAUCCUUAUUUUCUCAAAGACCCCAAAGGAUGCGCUCUCGUUCACGGUCCUUUUCUCGACAUAGGUCGUGUUCUCGAUCACCAUAUUCCAGGUCAAGAUCAAGGUCCCCAGGCAGUAGAUCCUCUUCAAGAUCUUGCUACUACUAUGAGUCAGGCCACUGCAGACACCGCGCGCACCGAAAUUCUCCCCUGUGCGCGAGAUCACGUUCAAGAUCGCCCUACGGCCGGCGGCCCAGGUAUGACAGCUACGAAGAGUAUCAGCACGAGAGGCUGAAGAGGGAAGAAUACCGCAGAGAGUAUGAGAAACGGGAGUCUGAAAGGGCCAAACAGAGAGAGAGGCAAAGGCAGAAGGCAAUUGAAGAACGCCGUGUGAUUUAUGUUGGUAAAAUCAGACCUGACACAACACGGACAGAACUGAGGGACCGUUUUGAAGUUUUUGGUGAAAUUGAGGAGUGCACAGUAAAUCUGCGGGAUGAUGGAGACAGCUAUGGUUUCAUUACCUACCGUUAUACCUGUGAUGCUUUUGCUGCUCUUGAAAAUGGAUAUACUUUGCGCAGGUCGAAUGAAACUGACUUCGAGCUGUACUUUUGUGGACGCAAGCAGUUUUUCAAGUCUAACUAUGCAGACCUAGAUUCAAACUCAGAUGACUUUGACCCUGCUUCCACCAAGAGCAAGUAUGACUCUCUGGAUUUCGAUAGUUUACUGAAAGAAGCCCAGAGAAGCUUGCGCAGGUAACAUGUUCCCUGGCUGAGGAUGACAGAGGGACGGUGAAUACCUCACGGGACAGCGCGUCCUUCCCUAACAGACUGUUGCAAGUCAUACUUAGGAAUUUCUCCUACUUUACACUCUCUAUACAAAAACAAAACAAAACAACAACAAUACAACAAGAACAACAACAAUGGUUUACAUGAACACAGCUGCUGAAGAGGCAAGAGACAGAAUGGAAACCCAGUAAGCACAUGUUUAUUUAUGGGUGUCAGCUUUGCUUUCCCUGAGUCUCUUGGUGAUGGAGUGUGUGUGUGUGUGUGUGUGUGCGCGCGCGCGCGUGUGCUUGCCUGGUUUGGGGGAAGUGUGUAUGUACAGGUGGGGACUGGGGGCACCUGACCAGUGCGUGCAAGGGCAAACCACUUCAAAUGGCAGCAGUUCCAUGAAGACACACUUAAAACCUAGAACUUCAAAAUGUUCAUAUUCUAUUCAAAAGGAAAAAAAAAAAUAUGUACAUCCAAAAGGAAAGAAAACCAACCAACCACAAGCCACCCUAAAAUGACAGACACUGAUGUCUGGGCAUCAGCCUCCGUACUCUGUUUUUUUUAAGAAAGUGCAAAAUCAACUUGAAGCAAGCUUUCUCUCAUAACGUAAUGAUUAUAUGACAAUCCCGAAGAAACUGCAGGUUCCGUAGAACUCAUAUCCUUUCUCUCUCUCUCCCUUUUUUUCUUUCUUUUUCUCCUUUUUCCUUUUGCCAUGGAAUCUGGGUGGGAGAGGAUACUUCGGGCACCGAGCUCAACUUUCCUAACAUUUUGAAGUUUCUGUAGUUCGUCCUUUCUCAUGACACCCAUGUAAAUGUCCAAAAUGUUGAUCUUCCACAGCGAAUUUCAAAAGCCUUGUCAAUGGUCAAGCUUGCAGCUUGUUCAGUGGUUCUUUCUGAGGAGCGAGCACGGUGUCACAUUACUAAUGGGAGUUGGGUAGAACUCUCUGGGAUGUGUUCAGAUAGUAUCAUUGCUACAUUCUCUGAUGUAGUUAAGUAUUUACAGAUGUUAAAUGGAGUAUUUUUAUUUUGUGUACAUAUGAUACAAUGAUGUUCUUUUUUUGUUACAGCUAUGCACUGUAAAUGCAGCCUUCUUUUCAAAACUGCUAAAUUUUUCUUAAUCAAGAAUAUUCAAAUGUAAUUAUGAGGUGAAACAAUUAUUGUACACUAACAUAUUUAGAAGCUGAACUUACCGCUUAUAUAUAUUUGAUUGUAAAACAAAACAAACAAAAAAGGACAGUGUGUGUGUCCGUUGAGUGCAACACAACAAACCGAUGCUUUACGCACAACCAUCCCUUCUUAGGUGAGCUUCGAUCCAAGCAUCUUGUCAAGAAAUCUCCUAGCCCCCUAAAGGUAUUAACCACUUCUGCGAUAUUUUUCCACAUUUUCUUGUUGCUUGUUUUUCUUUGAAGUUUUAUACACUGGAUUUGUUAGGGGAAUGAAAUUUUCUCAUCUAAAAUUUUUCUAGAAGAUAUCAUGAUUUUAUGUAAAGUCUCUCAAUGGGUAACCAUUAAGAAAUGUUUUUAUUUUCUCUAUCAACAGUAGUUUUGAAACUAGAGGUCAAAAAUCUUUUUAAAAUGCUGUUUUGUUUUAAUUUUUGUGAUUUUAAUUUGAUACAAAAUGCUGAGGUAAUAAUUACAGUAUGAUUUUUACAAUAAUUAAUGUGUGUCUGAAGACUAUCUUUGAAGCCAGUAUCUCUUUCCCUUGGCAGAGUAUGAUGAUGGUAUUUAUCUGUAUUUUUUACAGUUAUGCAUCCUGUAUAAAUACUGAUAUUUCAUUCCUUUGUUUACUAAAGAGACAUAUUUAUCAGUUGCAGAUAGCCUAUUUAUUAUAAAUUAUGAGAUGAUGAAAAUAAUAAAGCCAGUGGAAAUUUUCUACCUAGGAUGCAUGGCAAUUGUCAGGUUGGAGUUUAAGUGUUUCAUUUGGGAAAUUCCGCUUUUGCAGAAGCAGUGUUUCUACUUGCACUAGCAUGGCCUCUGACGUGACCAUGAAGUUGUUCUUGAUGACAUUGCUUCUGCUAAAUUCAAUAAAAACUUCAGAAAAACCUCCAUUUUUGAGCAUCAGGAUUUCCUCUGAGUGUGGAGCCCUGGAAUGGAAGUCAGUAAAGUUUGGCGUGUACAUUCAAGUUUUUAAAUUGAGAUCCGAUUACAGUUUGGCCGACAUGACUUUUCUGGAAGACAUGAUAUACCUACUACGUAAUCGUUCUUUUCCUUUCUCUCGCCCAACACGAUCUUAUAAAAUGGAUUUCACCCCCAGGCCAAUGCAGCUAAUUUUGAAAGCUGCAUUCAUUUAUCACCAGCAUAUUGUGUUCUGAGUGAAUCCACUGUCUGUCCUGUCGGAUGCUUGCUUGAGUUUUUGGCUUCUUAUUUCUAAGUAGAUAGAAAGCAAUAAAAAUACUAUGAAAUAAAAGAACUUGUUCACAGGUCCUGCGUUACGACCGUAACACAUCUUUAAUCCGCCUAAUUCUUGUUGUUCCGUAGGUUAAAUGCAGGUAUUUUAACUCUGUGUGGACGCCAAACUAAAGUUUACAGUCUUUCUUUCUGAAUUUUGAGUAUCUUCUGUUGUAGAAUAAGAAUAAAAAAAGACUAUUAAGAGCAAUAAAUUAUUUUUAAGAAAUCAAUAUUUAGUAAAUCAUAUUAUGUGUUCAAGGACCAGAUGCUUUCUCUAUUUUGCCUUUAAAUUUUUUGUGAUCCAAUUUUCAAUACCUUCUCCUUUUUGCCCUGGAUUGUUGACAUGAGUAAAAAUCUUGGUUUCUUUUCUUACUUAUGAAAAGACAACACUACAGAUUUCAUGUUGAGGAUUCAUUUAUCCCCCCUUCUGGCCUGACAAAUAUUGUUACCAUGAAGAUAGUUUUCUUCCAUGGACUUCAAAUUGCAUCUAAAAUUAGUGCAAAGAGAGACUCACUAGACCAUCCAAAUAGAGCUUUUGUAUCUUAUGCAGACACUGUGGGUAGCCCAUCAAAAUGUAAACUGUGUUCCUUUUAUUUUUAUUUUUAAAAUUUUUUUUGGAGAGAAUAUUUCCAAUGAACACAUGCACCCCAUCAUCACUGGAGGCAAAUUUCAGCAUAGAUCUGUAGGAUUUUUAGAUGACCCCGGGCCAUUGCCUUCAUGCUGUGGUAAGUACCACAUCUACAAUUUUGGUAACUGAACUGGUGCUUUAGAAAUGUGGGUUGUUUUUUGUUUUUCAAGAGAUGUAGCAGAAUAAUUCUUCCAGUGCAACAAAAUCAAUUUUUGCUAAACGACUCUGAGAGCAACGGUUGGGCUGUCAACAUUCAAAGCAGCAGAGAGGGAACUUUGCACUAUUGGGGUAUGAUGGUUGGGUCAGUUGAAAAAAAGGAAACCUUUUCAUGCCUUUAGAUGUGAACUUACAGUAGGUAAUGAUUAUGUGUCCUUUUUUGAUGGCUGUAAUGAGAACUUCAAUCACUGUAGUCUAAGACCUGAUCUAUAGAUGACCUAGAAUAGCCAUGUAAUAUAAUGUGAUGACUCUAAAUUUGUACCUAUGUGACAGACAUUUUCAAUAAUAUGAACUGCUGAUUUGAUGGAGCUACUAUAAGAUUUGUAGGUGAAAGUGUAAUACUGUUGGUUGAACUAUGCUGAAGAGGGAAAGUGAGCGAUUAGUUGAGCCCUUGUCGGGCUUUUUUUUUUUCCCACCUGCCAACUCUACAUGUAUUGUUGUGGUUUUAUUCAUUGUAUGAAAAUUCCUGUGAUUUUUUUUUUUAAAUGUGCAGUACACAUCAGCCUCACUGAGCUAA